CCUCCCUCACAGUGGUGCCUUCAUCACAGCCACAACACUUGGACGGUGUGCUGCGUUGCCAGGCUAUGACCUACACACACACACACACACACACACACACACACAUCUUCGUUGCCUCCCUCUCGCGCCCCACCCCCGCAGCUCUCACUCUGCUCCCACUUGCUCUCUAAAACUGAAAGGGAGUUGGGGGUACACGGGGAGAAAUAGCCCCCGUCGCUCUCCCUCCCUCUUUCUCUCUCCACCACUCCGCUCACUCGAUGCUUUCCGUCCACGCCAGUCUUUGGUAGAGGAGGGGAGCGACGCCCCGCGACUUUCCAUUCCUCCUCCCUCCAUUGAGAACUGUGUUUCGCGAACCACUCCAGGGGACGCCACACCUUCAGCGGCCUCAGGUGGACUUUUGGUCUGUCCUCCUUUGUUACAGGAAGUAAGAGGUGCAGGAGGCUGGCGGCGAGAUGACGGGGCUGAGACAGAGGCUUCUGACGGAGGCGUGGGGGGGCACCUGGCACCGCAUGUGGCGCACGAAGAAAGUGGCAUCAGGCGUCAUGGAGACACCUCUAAGCCGCUGCCUCUCCACCCUGGAUAUCACCCUGCUUGGUAUCGGACACAUGGUUGGGGCGGGGAUUUACGUGCUGACGGGAACUGUGGCAAAGGAUACAGCUGGUCCUGGCAUCGUAUUGUCCUUCCUACUCGCCGGGCUCGCUUCCUUCCUCUCGGCGCUGUGCUAUGCUGAGUUCGGCGCACGGGUUCCGAAGGCCGGGUCAGCGUAUGUGUACACCUAUGUAACCGUGGGGGAGUUCUGGGCCUUCGUGAUUGGCUGGAAUAUCAUCUUGGAGCAUAUGAUUGGCGCGGCGUCGGUGGCACGAGCUUGGUCAGGCUAUGUGGACUCCUUCUUCGACAAAGCGCUCAGUAACUUCACGAUGUCAACCAUUGGACAGAUGCACGCGGGGUAUUUGGCAUCCUACCCUGACUUCCUUGCCUUCUUCGUUACUCUGAUAUACUGCAGCUUCCUCACUCUGGGCGUCAAGGGCUCGGCGUACUUCAACUCUAUCUUCACACUCAUUAACCUCUGCGUCAUGAGUUUUGUGGUCAUAGUGGGCAUGUACUUCGCUGACUUCACUAACUGGACCAGUGGCGAUGGAUUCUUGCCAUUCGGGUUCUCUGGGAUCAUCUCCGGGGCAGCUACUUGCUUUUACGCCUUCGUUGGUUUCGACAGCAUUGCCACAGCGGGAGAGGAAGCCAAGGAACCCGCCAAAUCCAUCCCAAGGGCCACACUAGUGUCCAUGAGUGUGGUGACUGCUGGCUACGUGCUGGUGGGAGCCACACUCACCCUCAUGGUGCCAUAUUACAGCCUCAAUCCCGCUGCCGCCAUACCUGACGCCUUUGCAGCUCAUGGCGCCACGUGGGCUAAGUAUGUGGUGAGCAUCGGGGCACUGUGCGGGAUGACCACCACACUUUUCGGCUCUCUGUUCAGUCUGCCGCGGUGCGUGUAUGCCAUGGCGGUGGACGGCCUUGUCUUCUCCUGGCUCGCCCGCGUCUCUGAUAAAACCAAGGUGCCCAUCAUCACGCUGCUGUUGUGCGGGUUCUUCUCGGCGCUGAUUGCUCUUCUCUUCGACAUCGAGAAGCUGGUGGAGUUUAUGAGCAUCGGUACUUUGAUGGCCUACACAAUCGUCAGCGCCUCGGUCAUUAUACUGCGUUAUCAGCCGGCCUCUAGGUGUAACAUCAAGAGUCCCUCGCACACCCAGAUCGCCACACCAACGCCCGUGGGUCCACCAUCGCCCACUACACCCAUGGAGGAUACUAUGAAGUAUUCCUCAGAUACGUGCUCUCUUCUGGGUUCGUGCUCUUCCCUCGUCCUGAAUGACCCGCCCGGCGAAGGUGGAGAGCUGCGGUCAAGUUUCCGGUGGCUCCUUCCAGUAAUAGGACAGCGGGAGGCAGGCGUGGUGGUGGCGUGGACUGUGGUGGUAUUCACGAUGAUAAGCGCCGCCCUCUGUUCCCUCCUUCAGUUUGGCAGUGACUUCCUGGCUCUGCCCUACCCUGCUGUGUGGGCGGUCUUCCUUGCUAUUGUUCUUAUCAUCGCCCUUAUAUUCAGUGUGGUGGUAAUAACAGCUCACCACCAAAACGAAUUGAUUCUCUCGUUCAGAGUGCCGUUGGUGCCCCUGUUACCUCUCACCUCCAUUUUCUUCAACGUGGGCCUCAUGAUGCAUCUGAACCCCAUGACUUGGUUGCGCUUCAUCGUCUGGAUGGUGCUGGGAUUGGUCCUGUACUUUGCAUAUGGACAGCAUCACUCCCGGGAAGGAGAGCCUGUGAGCAGCUACUCCACUUUGCUGAGCGAACCCGCCCCAGCUGGCAACACUGUGUUCGGAUCGGUGCAACAUACGCUGUCUCAUGUAACGGCAAAAAUUGCCUCGGCCGCUUCAGAAGACAAGAAACCCAUUGUGGAACAGGAUGAGGCAGGCAACGACGAUCUGUGAGAUGUGCCGCCUUGUCCCUCCAUGACAGUCAGCUGAUGGCGAUGGUUUGAUGGAUCAUGGAUGGAUGCGCUUUGGAGGGUGGGUUCGUAUAGCGUGGUUCGUAGCAAAAGUUCUUAUCUUCGGUCUCCUUUUUUCUCCGAGAAUGAUGGCUCAUGUCGGGAAUUUAGGAUGUAUAGGGUGUAGAGUAUGAACUAAGAAGAUGAAGGAAUGCUGCAAAUGAUGAUUAUCGAUAGGUGAAAACAUGGCAAAGGAAUUACCCUUGUUGGAAUAGGCCGUGCUGUGCCCAUCAGCAGAAAAGAAAAGGUAAGAUGACAGUGUAACCCGUCAGAACAAUCAUUCGGCGUGUUUGUUACAUAUGCGUUACUCAUAUACCAAAGGGGAGAUAUAACUACCGUAUGUCGAAGUUUUAUACGUCUUUGUGGAAGAAUGGUCAGAUUUCCAGAGGUGUAUACAAUAGCCGUGGGUGGGCCUUUCAACUGUAAAGAAUAUUUAAAAGCUCAUACUGUAACCACCGUUCCUUCAUAAUGUGGUCUAUGACGCCCUCUAAAUAAAGUUAACAUUGCAUUUUAAUGUGUUCAAACUUAAAUGGUCUUAUUAAAAGGGUAGGUAUGAGAAAGGUGAGGAUAUUGGUGCUACUGCCUAAGAUAAGUACGGGAUUUCCGAAAUACAUCAGUUUAACAUGAUGGAGUGGUUACAUUGAAAUAUUGGGAAUGAGGGUAUUUUGGUAACAAAGUAUAAAAAAGUGAGGUUCUUCUGUAGUUACAAACUAUUUGUCUCAUAGAUGUCAGUCACUAUUUUCAUCUGAAAAUGUACGAGUACCUACUGUAUUUUAUAUGCUUAAGUUCCUUAAAUAUAUCUAUACGUAUAAUAAGACAUACCAGCAUCAUGGUGUUGGCUGGCAGGGGUGUCUUAACAUUGCUGGUAAAUAUGAUGUCACUUUUUAAGAAAAACUAUUUUACAAAGGCUAUUCAGAAUAUCAAGGACAUGACUGCUAUUGUAUCUUAUAUUCAAGCCCUCCUCAAAUCAUUAUGUGUAGCUUUGUACUAUGUUGAUUUCUUUUGCCCGAGAAGGUGCAGUACUAUGUAAGUGCUAAUCAAAAUUCACACUGAACGGUGUUGGUGUUAGUGUUAGGUAUUGGGCAUGGUGUGGUAUGGUGGUCUCGAGUCUUAAACAGCAAGAAUUAUUAAACCACUACUUGAUUUUUGACAAUUGUCUUUGUGUUAUUGAACAGUUUGGCUGAGGGAUUUUUUUUAAGUAAGUUUGGAUAUGCAUUUGAAAUAAGUGCUGUAUGUUCCUUUAACAGUGAGGCUAAUGAGGUACAUAAAAAAUGGUCACUUUAAGAUCUUGAUUUUGGUUUAUGUGCUUCUGAUACAGAUUUUGAGACAUGCACUUCAGGAAGAGCCAAAUUAUACUGUUAUUCACUUACAUCAGAUGAAGUAAUGUAAGUGUGACUGAAAACCACGUUUAUAUCUUAGAGAACAAAUUAAUUCUUUUGUGAGAAAGUUAAUCUGUGUUUUUAAAAAGUAAGAAUUAUUCAAAAGAAAAUUAAGAGAAGGCAUUUGUUUUUGGGAUUUAUGGCUUCCUGAUGUAUAACUUUUUUUAUUAUAACUUCCUGCGUAACCUAUAUGUUUCUCUAACAAUAUAUAAUCAUGUGUACAUAUAUCCCAAUGAUGACAGAUCCACUGCAAAGCAUUGGAUGACAGUGGAUGGCAGCAUGUAAGUGUUUGUACCUAACUGAUAUAAAAUUGUGUAUGUCUGCACCAGCAAGGGUUACUUCCAGUAAUGGUUGUCCCAUGGAUUAUAUAUAUAUAUAUAU
Portunus trituberculatus (swimming crab) is the source of this 4287-nucleotide messenger RNA. Its product is annotated as cationic amino acid transporter 4-like. Lineage: Eukaryota; Metazoa; Arthropoda; Malacostraca; Decapoda; Portunidae. The transcript is spliced from 10 exons. Gene Ontology annotation, molecular function: amino acid transmembrane transporter activity. The record is from RefSeq and is a predicted model, not a curated record. The coding region runs from base 453 to 2471 and encodes 672 amino acids. Gene Ontology annotation, biological process: amino acid transport; transmembrane transport. Gene Ontology annotation, cellular component: plasma membrane.